Mus musculus (house mouse) is the source of this 1644-nucleotide messenger RNA. RefSeq names its product cyclic nucleotide binding domain containing 1 (gene Cnbd1). The transcript is spliced from 13 exons. The record is from RefSeq and is marked validated. NCBI's taxonomy places the organism in Eukaryota, Metazoa, Chordata, Mammalia, Rodentia, Muridae. Bases 65 to 1609 code for a protein of 514 amino acids.
AAAGAUAAGUAUGUUCCUCUAACACUCAAGUAGUCUCUAUCCACCUGCCUUAUAAGAUGACAAGAUGCCUGUGGAUUCUCUUCCAAACAGUAUUUUGGCCCACAUGUUAGCCAUUAGCAAUGUGCCUCCUCCUCCACUUCACAGUUUGCCACGCCUGAGACUGAGCAAAACCAUUAAUUAUGGUCAGCUGAAUGCCUUAUGCCACAUUAGAGGACUAAAGAGCGACCAGCAUUCUUCCCUUCGUUCGGAAGCUCAUGAUGCUUUCAUCAAGCAAUAUCCUCAAAUAUUCCUGCGUGAAAAGACAGUGUUGCCUAAAGUUUCUCACCAGGUUGACAAAAGAAAAUCUGCUCUAAAGCUAGCAGAAAAGAAACACCAACCUGUUAUGGCACACAACAUAUCUGCCUAUCUUAGAGAAGCUCGUGGUGGCCCUUCUAUUGAUGAAAAAGAAAUAACUGAAGAAAAGUUCCAGGAGUUCUUAAAUAUCUUAAAGAAGCUGCCAGUUUAUAGAACAACACAUGAGCAUAACAUGGUGUGGAAGAUUUUGCAGAGUAUUCCAGAGUUAACCUCUCAAUUUAGCAAUGAGGAUCUGAAAAUCCUGAGUAAGAAAGUGAUAUCUGAAACCUGGAUCAAAGGUAGCACAGUGAUUGGUGAUGAUGGACUUUAUGUCUUACUGACGGGCCAGGCUCGACGUCGUGUAAAGGUGUUUAGAAGUCUGAUCGAAGAAAAUGACUCAAUCAUCACUUCACUCUACAGGGAUAGUUUUCUUUUUGAUGCAGAGUUACAAGAUUCUACAGUGGCUCAGCUGUAUGUACCUUCAAAGAAAUUAAUAGUGAAACAGUGGGGUAUCUUUGGAUCACUGAAAGACAGAGCUGAAAUGGAUGAACGUGACCGUUCAGUUGUGACAGAUUAUGACUGUGAAAUCCUGAAAAUAGCUGCAAAGGAGUAUGAGAAGUUAAAAUUGGAAAAAGUAAAGCAUGAAAAUGCACAAAAGUUGAAAUUAAUCCGCAAGUGUCCUUUUUAUGAAACCUGGCCUACUUUAUCCAUAUGGGAGCUAGUUUCAAUUUGUAAAUUCAAAAAUUUUCCUCCAGGACAUGUGUUAGUAGAAAGUGGAACUGUCAUUUCAUUUGUGGGUUAUAUCAACUCUGGAUAUUGUAACAUUUACAGAAAUGUUGUUGGACUUGUGGACCUACCAAUAAACAAAGUGAAAAAAAUUAAAAAACUUGUUUAUAUGGGUAAACUUAAGGAGAAGGAGUCCUUUGGUGAGAUCAGUAUUCUUCUUCAAGCUCCCUUCACAUGCACAGUUAUUACUGGACAAGAAGUUGAGAUGGCAGUUAUUGAAGAUAAGGACAUACAGGGUAAAUCACUAGAUCCUGUGACCAAGGAACUUAUGAUUCAAACUGCAAAACCAACUUUUGGGCAUCUGACAGAAGAAGACGUAAAAAGUGAAUACAUAAAGAGUGUACAAGCAAAAGAAUGGAAAUAUUUCAAGAAUAAGACAAUUCAAAGAAUCUUGCAUAGUAACGGAGUUCUUCCUGGCUUUGGAAGAUGGGAACAUUAUUGGCCAACGUUCCCUAAGAAUCUCAAGAAACCUCUUAUCAGUUACUCAUGAUACAAGUCUUUUUAGAGUCCAUCUUUAGUAUCAAA